UCGACAACCGUCAAGUCGGCAUUCUUUCCGUCCGAAUCAAGGCACCCUUGUCGAUACUUCGUUCCCCGUUAUUACUCAUCAGCGUUGUUGAGUGAGAACACCCAAACAGCAAGCUGCUAUUAGGUUUAUAUGGUUUUGGUAAAGGUUGCAGAUAUUCAUCUUUAGCAAACCGGGUGGACGGCCGUACGGCCGUCUCACAGAGGAGGGAGGAGUCUCGAGGAUAAAGUGAGCUACGUAACCCUGGCCGGCUAAGGCGGAAAGGUAGCUUGAAGGAGAAACAUACCGUUGUCUGAUUCCUGGGAUCUGAUUCAUUUGUGUCCUGUUCUCCCUGGUCGUUGCAUUGUUCGCCACCCUUAUCCAGUCGUUCGGAUAUGGAUGCUCAGUACCCUUUUGCUUCACGUGACGACAUCUGGCGCGUCUUCGAAGAGCUGAAGGAGCUCCAUGCUACACAGUUCGAGCAGGCGGAGCGAAUCGCAAGACUGGAGCGGCGAAGGGACGAUGAUGCGAGAUUGAAAAGUGUCUGGGGUCCUCUAUCUCCGUUUCCUACAUCCGUUGCAGGCACAAUACCGACAGAGCCUAUCUUUCAUUCGCCGGCCGACGCUUUCAAAGGUUUCGAUCAGGGACAGCAUCACGGGGUUGGGGGGACCAUGGGCAUAGAGAGCGAAGAGGAACCAAGACGAGGGACAUCCAGAGCGAAUAGUGUUCGCUUUGAUGAAAGCGCUAUUCACGGUUACUAUGGGCAAGCUAGUCGGUCUACCAGCGAGCUCCCACUGCGAACGGGGAGUGGCAUGGGAAGCCAUCCGCUGACCGAGCGGUCUUUGUCUCACCGAUCUGACGGACGACUUAGCUCAUCGGGACAUUCCCAUCACUCGGCGCGUACCAAUAGUCUAGGGUUGGAAACCACCAGCAGAAUGAUGGGCUCUUCUGUCGGUGGUUCCCCUCUCAUUCCUCCACCUGGACUUUUUCUCCUUGGCCCUGUACCCUGCAUUAUACGGUGCUGGUUGACGACCAACUUCUCCAAUGACUCGCUUCUGUAUGCAGCUGUCUGCUCGGGGUCGUAUAAAUCGUCACUGGGCUAUCCUUUGAUUCAAAAGCUUGGUCUCGAGGGCCUGGUAACACAGGAGGAAGACCUGCAGUUCAUCAAGCUUCCGAUGUAUCUUCCCGAGGCUAGCAUUCACCAAUCAUCAUCCAGGCCUGGUAGCCCAGUCCACCAGCUGCCCUCACUGACUGUCCGAUUCCUUGUCCGUGACAUCGAUUCCAGUGACCCUUCCAUUCAGAUUGUUCUUGGCAGUGAUAUCCUUCGUUCUCAUAAUGCAGAACUGCUCUUCUCACAGGACAAGAUUAUCAUGGUGGACGAUGAGCGGAACAAGAUCUCGAUCCCUCUUGUGCGGCCUGAAGAUGACUCAGCUUUCAAGUUCCUUCGCACGGCGUCGGAUGCCUCACGUACUACGGGCACGACUCAAUCGCUUCAAACUAGCGCUCAACCAGACACCAAUGGCCAUUCAGUCGGUGUCAUUGGCCCACCUAGGAGUCUGUCUCGACAGUCCAGGUCAGCAUCUGCUUCCGCUAGAGACUCGACUGAGGAACCUGAAGAAAGUCGAAAGACAUCUUUGGAUACCCAGGAACUACCAAGGACCGCCGAAUCCACCAGCGUGAGCAAGCCAGCUGUAGUCGCUGGGUCUCCGCCGGAGGGCCCGGCGAAGGUGGAGUCAACCGGGGUUUGGGGUUCGUGGAAACGCGACACCAGAUUAGAUUCUAAUGCUUCCACCGCCUGUAAGACUUCCAAAACUCGCCCUAUGAAAGUCCUGCGCCCGACCAAGUCUUCCUCUCGAACGUCAUCGGCUACAACCGUACCCACCAGCUCCAGUAAUGAUGCAGUCCCGGUGCCCUCUCAGCCGGCAUCCUCGCGAGCGUCCCCAGACGAGACUCGGACGGGUAAACCAUGGGUAUCCAAUCCCAUUGGCGGCGCCUCUGCGUUUGGGUGGCUCAACUCGUCUCAACCGACCCGAGCUGUGACGAACCCUAAAUGAAAUAAAUUAGGGGUCCAGUCCUGAUUGACGGGCUACCUAUGCGUGUAACGUAACCGUCUUCGGCGACGUUAAAUUGAGCGUUUGACGGUGUUUGUCGACUUCACAUGUACUAUGCAGUAACCGGUUUAUAGCGUAGUAGUAACAUCCUGACUGCAGUCCCACA
Aspergillus caelatus is the source of this 2193-nucleotide messenger RNA. RefSeq lists its product as uncharacterized. Lineage: Eukaryota; Fungi; Ascomycota; Eurotiomycetes; Eurotiales; Aspergillaceae. The transcript is spliced from 2 exons. The record is from RefSeq and is a predicted model, not a curated record. The coding region runs from base 372 to 2030 and encodes 552 amino acids.